This is a messenger RNA of Pararge aegeria (speckled wood butterfly), 897 nucleotides long. RefSeq lists its product as uncharacterized. Bases 1 to 897 code for a protein of 298 amino acids. Lineage: Eukaryota; Metazoa; Arthropoda; Insecta; Lepidoptera; Nymphalidae. The transcript has 2 exons. The record is from RefSeq and is a predicted model, not a curated record.
AUGGUCGACGAAUUACUAGUAAAUAAUAUCGUACGCGAGAGUAACUCGCCAUAUGCUAGUCCAGCCCUUUUAGUUAAUAAAAAGAACGGGGAGAAAAGGCUAUGCAUAGAUUAUAGGGCCUUAAAUAAGAUAACGGUUAAAGAUAAAUACCCCAUGCCCAGAAUUGAAGAUUUAGUGGAUAGACUACAAAGCUAUAAGGUAUUCACCAGCUUAGAUUUAAAAAGUGGGUAUUAUCAGAUUGCGAUGCAUAGGGAUUCGAUUGAAAAAACUGCAUUUAUAACCGAGGACGGACAUUUCGAAUUCUUGCGGCUUCCAUUUGGGUUGGCUAAUGCAUCUUCUUGUUUUCAACAAAUGAUGAACAAAACUCUUGAAUCAUUAAAAUCUAUGGGUGCUGACACUACCGAUGAUAGGUGGGAUCAAUGCAUAAAGGCUCUACAGCAAGGCUUAAAUAGCACGAUACACAAAACUACACGAGCUGUCCCUAGUGAAGUUAUGUUCGGUUAUAGAUUACGCAUGGAUAGUGAUAGUUUAGCCCCAGAGUUGGAAGACGAAAAAUUAGUCGACAUGUCUCAGUUGCGCGAGAGAGUUGAUAGUAAUGUUAAGGCUAGUGCUCAAUAUCAGAAAGAAAGGUUCGAUAAAUCUCGGGUGAAAGCUAAAACUUACAAAGAAGGAGAUUUAGUAUUGAUUAGAAUACAAAGUCAAAGUAACGACGGUCAAAGUAGAAAAUUAAUGCCGACGUUUAAAGGUCCAUUUCAAGUCAAGAAAAUUUUGAACAACGAUAGAUAUGAGGUUGUGGAUUUGAGAGGUAGUCAAAGAUGUUCUAAAAUGUAUAAUGGCGUAGCUGUGGCCGAAAAUAUGAAAUCAUGGAUCAAUAUCGGUGAUUGGAGCCUAGAUUAG